Molecule: messenger RNA, 2349 nt
Organism: Fusarium falciforme
Lineage: Eukaryota; Fungi; Ascomycota; Sordariomycetes; Hypocreales; Nectriaceae
Product: Catalase-peroxidase
Exons: 6
Coding region: 1-2349 (782 amino acids)
Biological process (GO): hydrogen peroxide catabolic process; cellular response to hydrogen peroxide
Cellular component (GO): cytosol
Molecular function (GO): heme binding; catalase activity
Source: RefSeq, a predicted model, not a curated record
AUGCACGGCAUCUCUUCAGCUUGGCUGUUGCUAGCCUCGGGCGUCUUGCCUCUGGUGGCUGGCGACGGCUGCCCUUUUGCCAAGAGGGCCACCGACUCUGGUUCUGACUUGUUCCCUCCAAGGGAGAUUGCCGAAGACUUUGGACGAUGCCGUGUCGCUGGUAAUGCUGCCGGUGCUGGUACUCGAAGCCGUGACUUUUGGCCCUGUCAGUUGAGGCUCGAUGUGUUGCGUCAGUUCUCGCCUCAGAUUAAUCCAUUGGGCGAGGAGUUUGACUAUGUGGAGGCGUUCAAGACGCUUGACUAUGAGGCUCUGAAGAAGGAUCUGCACAAGCUCGUCACAGAUUCACAGGAUUGGUGGCCCGCUGACUUUGGCCACUAUGGAGGUCUGUUUAUCCGUAUGGCCUGGCACAGCGCUGGUACCUACCGCGCCAUUGACGGCCGUGGUGGUGGUGGCAUGGGUCAACAGCGUUUUGCUCCCCUCAACAGCUGGCCCGAUAACCAGAACCUUGACAAGGCUCGCCGCCUUCUCUGGCCCAUCAAGCAAAAGUAUGGCAACAAGAUCUCUUGGGCCGAUCUCAUCCUCCUCGCCGGCAACGUCGCCCUCGAGUCCAUGGACUUUGAGCCCAUUGGCUUUGGCGCUGGCCGUGCCGACACCUGGCAAUCUGACGAAUCCGUCUACUGGGGUGCCGAGACCACCUUUGUCCCCAAGGGCAACGACGUCCGCUAUAACGGCAGCAAGGAUGUUGUCGAUCGCGCCGACAAGCUCGAGAAGCCUCUAGGGGCUGUUUCUCUGGGCCUUAUCUACGUGAAUCCAGAGGGACCUGAUGCUAACUCUAAUCCUGCUGAUUCGGCUUUGGAUAUUCGUGUCAACUUUGACCGUAUGGGUAUGAAUGAUGAGGAGACUGUUGCUCUCAUUGUUGGUGGUCACACCUUUGGCAAGACGCAUGGCGCUGUUCCUGCUUCCAACAUUGGCCCCGAGCCCGAGGCUGCUGACCUUGGAGAGAUGGGUCUGGGAUGGCACAACAAGGUUGGUGAGGGUAACGGGCCCAACCAGAUGACUAGCGGACUUGAGGUUAUCUGGACCAAGACCCCUACCAAGUGGAGUAACGGCUUCCUCACCAGUCUUCUCACCAACAACUGGACCCUCGUCGAGAGCCCUGCCGGCGCCCAUCAAUGGGAAGCUGUCAACGGCACAGUCGACUACCCCGAUCCCUUCGACAAGACCAAGUUCCGCCGCGCCACCAUGCUGACUAGCGAUCUCGCUCUCAUCCACGACCCCGAGUACCUCAAGAUCUGCAAGCGCUGGCAGAAGAACCCCGAGGAGCUCCGCAAGGCCUUUGGCCGCGCCUGGUUCAAGCUCCUCCACCGUGAUCUUGGCCCCGUUUCUCGUUACCAGGGCCCUGAGGUUCCCAAGGAGAAGUUCACUUGGCAGGAUCCUCUUCCUGAGCGCAAGGGUGAUAUCAUUGGCGAUGAUGAUAUUGCCACUCUCAAGGCUGAGCUGCUUGCUGCCAAGGGUCUUGGUGUUUCCAAGCUUGUUUCCACCGCUUGGAAUGCCGCUUCUACUUUCCGUAACUCCGAUAAGCGUGGUGGUGCCAACGGUGCCCGCAUUGCCCUUAAGCCUCAGCGCAGCUGGGCCAGCAACAAUCCCGAACAGCUUGAGCAGGUUCUUAGCGCUCUCAAGGCUAUCCAGAAGAAGUUCAACUCUGGAUACAAGACCAAGCAGGUUUCUCUGGCUGACUUGAUUGUCCUUGGUGGUGUUGCUGCUGUUGAGAAGGCUGCUCACGAUGCUGGCUUCACAGAUAUCAAGGUCCCUUUCACCCCUGGUCGCGUCGACGCCACUCAGGACCAGACUGAUGUCCGAUCUUUCGGUUUUCUCGAGCCUCUUGCUGACGGAUUCCGCAACUACGGCCAUGGAACCGCCCGCGCCCGCACUGAGGAGCUCCUCGUUGACAAGGCCGCCCUCCUCACCCUGACUCCUCCCGAGCUGACCGUCCUCGUCGGUGGUCUCCGCGCCCUCAACGCCAACUUUGACGGCUCCUCGAAGGGUAUUCUCACCACCAAGAAGGGUCAGCUCACCAACGACUUCUUUGUCAACCUCCUCGACGCCGCCACUACUUGGACCAAGCAGGAUUCCCAGGGUGAGCUCUGGACCGGCACCGACCGCAAGACCAAGGCCAAGAAGUGGACUGCCACUCGUGCUGAUCUCGUCUUUGGGUCGCACGCUGAGCUUCGCGCCAUUUCCGAGGUUUAUGGCAGCGCAGAUGCCAAGGAGAAGUUUGUCAAGGACUUUAUUGCCGCUUGGGACAAGGUCAUGAACCUGGACCGCUUUGAUGUCAAGGCCAAGAACUAG